GAACAUCUGGUUCGAGGCUACUUCGUGCUCUACUGUAUCUGAGGCACUUAAGAGAAACAUAUUGACUCAUGGAUGUACCAUCUCAACAACUGAUAGAAUAUCGUAAGGAUCGGAGUAUCCUACUCAUUGGUUUGCGCCGUCUGGAUAAUAUUUUGGCCCUCAUUUUAGGGGAAAUCAAUGACCACGGAAUCACCAACAUUGAUGUUACGUGUCACGACGCUGACCCUGCUGUCCUGGCUCGACUUGUGCUAGCAUUCAGCGUCUUUGCAACUGAGGAAAGCUCCGAGGUAUGGGAGGAUGCCUAUGACUUCGUACUCCACGAUCCCUCGCGCCCAAGGCUACUACGGUGCAAAUGCAAGGGCCUUUUGAGUGCGUCAGAAACCCUCACUUCGUGGAGAAACUCUGUUCUCUCUUCGUUUCUGACUGUCUGUCCGGAUAGUUCAAUGGAGAUCCUACGUCGUCAUUGGGCUGCCUGGCUGCAAGAAGAGGAGCAUAUUUACCGAGUAUCUACCGGACCUACCAAUCAUUUUACCUGUACAAUGGUGGAUGCGUUCCGCUCGCUCGUAUCACAAUGUGCCAUCACCAUUCAUCUUCUAACCGAUAGCCCGCGAACACUUUGGUCAGAUGAAGGGACAAAGUUCGAUAUGAUCCACCUCCAGAGCUCUGCAGACCAUCCGGGCUUAUUGGAUAUACUCGCAGAGGUGGCCCAGCCGAUGCUAGCCAAUGUUCCUCUGGUAGUGACUACCCACAAACGCAGCACCGAGCAUCUGAACGUGCUCUUUUUCUUCUUAGGCCUCAUCCCAGAGACUCAUCCGUCGCUCACGCAUGACCAUGCCCAGUCCUUCCUUUGGAAGCUUCAGAGAGGCCCAUAUCGCCUUGUCGUCGGCUCUGAAGAACUCUCGCAGGCCUUGUGCCAUAUCUAUACGAAAUGCGUUCAGACCGGUAAUAUGCGGAAGAGCUUCGUCACACUCUUGGGUGUUGUGAAGGAACGGGUGGACACCGCAUGGGGCGACGCUAUGCAGGGUCUACUCCGCCGUAUCGAGACGUGGGGCGGAGAUUCGCUUUAUUUCCAACACUUGUCCUGCGAAAUUCAUUUGCAGAAUGUACACGUCGUGGAUGCGUUUUCGCGAGAACUGGUCGUGCCGCUCAGCCCACACACUAACCGUCGCUUUGGUCGCACUUGGCCCUUCGUGCCUCCCAUCGUCUGUCUGAUUGUUCAGCUCCCCCACCCCGUCCUUCAGGAGAUUCACGCUUCUGGUUUGAUGCUUGAAAUUCAAGAGCAUUCGAGGAAAAUGCUUAAUUGUUUUCCUGCCUUGCAUGUCACAUCCAGAAAGGUUUACUCGGACAGGCUGGCCGAUGAUACCGUUUCCAGGGUAGCAACGUGGAUCCCCUUCUGGUUAUUGGAUGUGAAUCCCGACGAUACGAAUGUGGUAGUCUCCUCCUCACAUCACCGAGAAAUUUUCAGCACCAAUCUGUUGGAUCGCCGCCACGUUCUUGUACGCCCGGACUGGCCAGCAUUUUUAGGCGCUAUGACACCGGCUCCUGAGAGAUCUGUCAAGAGACAGCGUCGGAAAGACUUGGACGUCCAUGUCCAUUUCACCAAGGACCAUCGCGAAAUAUCUUCCCUGACAAUUCAUGUUCGAGUCAACGAUAUCAUUGCUCGACUGGCGCUGAUUGACGGUGAAGAAGUAGUAGCCAGGCAGAUCUCCCCUUGCGAGAUCCGAGUCAGCUUUGAUUCUUUUCAGUAUAUUGCCUUAUUUCCGGUCCCUGUUGACGGAUCACCCAGACGGUUGAAGAUGCGAGUUGCCCGACGGUCAUGUUUUAUUGAGAUAUGCGCGCCUAUUAUACCAACAGUUAGCUCCCGUGAAAGCUAGUUCUCUUGAUAACUCUGAGAAAUUUAUACGUUUCCGAAUUGGCACCGUCGCUCAUGCCAUCUAUAUAGUCUUUGAGUGUCGAUAGUUACUUUCUAACCUGUCUCUCUCUGC
Guyanagaster necrorhizus is the source of this 1985-nucleotide messenger RNA. RefSeq lists its product as uncharacterized. The transcript is spliced from 5 exons. The record is from RefSeq and is a predicted model, not a curated record. Lineage: Eukaryota; Fungi; Basidiomycota; Agaricomycetes; Agaricales; Physalacriaceae. The coding region runs from base 69 to 1874 and encodes 601 amino acids.